Molecule: messenger RNA, 1766 nt
Organism: Carcharodon carcharias (great white shark)
Lineage: Eukaryota; Metazoa; Chordata; Chondrichthyes; Lamniformes; Lamnidae
Gene: dnajc17
Product: DnaJ (Hsp40) homolog, subfamily C, member 17
Exons: 11
Coding region: 149-1003 (284 amino acids)
Biological process (GO): spliceosomal complex disassembly
Cellular component (GO): spliceosomal complex
Molecular function (GO): RNA binding
Source: RefSeq, a predicted model, not a curated record
GCAGUUCGCUAGGUCCGUGUGUUUGGAGUUCGGGUUGAGAGGUGGACUGUGAAUGUAGGAGGCCUGAGUUUAGUUUGCAAUCAGGGUGAAAGGAAGGGCCAGAAUCCGCCUCCCGGGUCUCGGUUACUCUUAGUCAGUGUGGGAAAAGAUGGCAGCCAAUGAAAUUCUGCAGUUGGACCUCUACUCACUGCUGGAAGUCAGUGAGGAUGCCACUGGGAAAGAGAUUAAGAAAGCGUACAGACAGAAGGCUUUGAAAUGUCAUCCAGACAAGAACCCAGACAAUCCCAAAGCAGUGGAAUUGUUCCAUCAGUUAUCCCAAGCUCUGGAAGUUCUUACAGAUGCAGCAGCAAAGGCAGCCUAUGAUAAAAUCAGAAAAGCCAAAAAGCAGGCAGCGGAGAGAAACCAGAAACUUGACAGCAAGAGGAAGAAAGUAAAGCUUGACUUGGAGGCCCGUGAGAGAGAAGCCCAACUUAACGAGGAAGAGGAAAUUAAGAUUGCAAAGAAUUUAGAUGAAGUGAUUGCCAGACUUAGAGAGGAGGGCUCCAGGCAUUUAGAAGAACAGCAGAGGCUCAUCCAAGAACAGAUAAUGCUGGAGAGAGAUCAGAGGUUACAAGGCUCUGAUGUCCGAACAGAUUCCAAAAACAACUCAACCCCUAAACUGAAGCUGAAAUGGAAGUGUAAGAAGGAUGACGAAUCAAAUGGUGGUUACUCUCAUGAAUAUCUCCUUUCAAUUCUGAAGAAGUAUGGAGAAGUUUUGAACUUGCUCAUAUCCAGUAAAAAGAAAGGCACUGCUAUUGUGGAAUUCUCCUCAACCAAGACCGCCGAGCUUGCUUUUAAGAAUGAGACAGGUCUAACAAGUAACCCACUGAAGAUCUCCUGGCUGGAAGGACCACCCCCUCCAAACACCACAAGCAACGCUGCAUCAUCAUCUUUGGAGACAAGUACACCUAGCCUGUUCCAGCUUCGGGAAUGCCACACCUCAUUUUGCCUAAGGAGCUUCUAACUGAUCACCUGGGACUGUACAGACCAAUUUCAAAGGGAGCUACAGGAAUUCCAUUUGCUUUUGAUAAAGCUAAUCUUGCUAGAGAGUCAGUAAGUCUGCUAAGACAAUGGCUUCCCAAACACCAGACCCUCAACACGAAUGGCACCCCUUUCAACCUAUAAUGGCUGAGACAUUAUCAGCCCUGAAAACAAAGCCAAAUUCCAGAUGCUGGAUAAACACCCUUUGUUGAAGCCACUGUGAAGAAGGAAGUUCACAUAACCCAAGACUCUGGCCUUUGGAACAGUUUAAUAUUACCUUUCUGUUUGACAUCCAGUUGGCAGGCCACACAGAAGCAAGCUCUGUCCAGGUUGGACCACCAGCCCAUCUAACCUGACUCUACUGGAAGAUUUUGUAUCAUUGACUACAGAACUGACGGCAUCUCUGUGUACCUACUUCAUCUUGUGACAUCAACAUGACCUGAGAAAGUAAAUCUUAGAACACUGGUCUCCAGCCAGCCAAUCAUCAAAUGCCUUUGUGAAAGACUUUCUCAUUCGACUCUGACUUUGGAACUGUGGAAUUCGUGUGUUAUUAUAAAACCUCCUUUUUCUCUAUCCCUCCCUUCACUGUGUGAAUGCAGAAUGGGAAGCUGCAAAUACUCCUUUUUGCAGGAUUUUAAUGUGUAAAAAUAAACUAACCUUCGGUGUUAAUCCUAACUCGAGUUUGUUAUUGGAUUAUUAGUAAAAUUGGAUAACACAAAAACUGCGAGGUUGGGAUUAUACGUCAC